UCCGCUGCAGCCAAGCAACGCUUGGUGAUAGCGGGAUACCGUACAUCUACUCCGCAUUGCUGAUUGACGGAAAUUAGCCGUGGCGUAACCUCGGCUUCAUCCUCCAAGACAAUGGCGUCGAAUGCGCUCGCUUGCACCCCUCCAGAGGCGACUUGACGGCCCAUCGCUGGCUUGUCCUCGUCUGAGAUCGGUCCAACUCCGGAUCAGCCCCGCAGGGGAUUUGCCCGAUUCAUCCUAACGGCCACCCUUUGCUUCAGCACAUUAAUAUUAGCUGCCAGAAUCUCUCUCUGUCAUGUCGACAAUCAAUAGAUCCCUUUUGUCCAUUUCUUGCUCUCAUACCAAUCGGAAUCGAUUUUCCCUUUCCUGCCUUUUGUUUCCCUUUUCCCGCCAUGACCACCUUCACGAAGCUUAAUGACCAGGAUGCGCCUAGUAUUUCCAUCCAUCCAACAAGGCGCAUUUCCAAGAUCAACCCCAACAUCUAUGCGGGCUUCACAGAGCAUAUGGGUCGAUGCAUCUACGGGGGCAUCUACGACCCGGGAAAUAAGCUGUCAGAUGAGAAUGGUUUCAGAACGGAUGUGAUCGAGGCCCUGAAAGAGUUAAAUAUCCCUGUCGUCCGCUAUCCCGGUGGCAACUUCAUGGCCACAUACCACUGGAUCGAUGGUGUUGGCCCGAGAGAGAACCGUCCGUCCAGACCCGAACUGGCCUGGCUGGGCACAGAGACCAACCAAUUCGGAACGGAUGAGUUCAUGAAGUGGUGUGAAGUUCUCGGAACUGAGCCUUAUCUUUGUCUGAAUUUUGGAACUGGUACUCUUGAUGAAGCCCUUGCUUGGGUGGAAUACUGCAACGGCACCAGGGACACUUACUAUGCCAAUCUGCGCCGCAAGCAUGGUCGUGAGGAGCCAUACAACGUGAAAUACUGGGCCCUUGGCAAUGAGGUCUGGGGACCGUGGCAGGUUGAACAGAUGACCCAGGAAGCAUACGCCCACAAAGCGUAUCAAUGGGCCAAAGCUCUCAAGCUCCUCGACCCUAGCCUGGUCCUGAUCCUCUGCGGCCAGACCGGCUUUGCCUCGUGGGACCACUACACCCUGAAGCACUGUCUUCUGCCCGCUCACUCCGAGCUCUCGACCAGUGCCGUGCCCUUGAUCGACAUGCACAGUAUUCACCUGUACACGACCUCAGACUCGCACCUUCCCAACGUGACGGCGCCGCUGGCGGGCGAGCGCGCCAUCGAGAUCACAUCCUCGCUGAUCGACCUGGCGAUGAUCGAAAAUAACGUGCCGCCUUCGCAGCCGCGGCCGACCAUCUGCUUCGACGAGUGGAACGUCUGGGACCCGAUCCGCGCCGAGGGCAGCAAGGGCGCCGAGGAGUCGUACACGCUGUCGGACGCGCUGGCCGUGGCCGUGUGGCUGAACGUCUUCGUGCGCAAGAGCAAGGACGUCGGCAUGGCGUGCAUCGCGCAGAGCGUCAACGUCAUCUCACCGCUGAUGACCACCACGGACGGCAUCACCAAGCAGACCACCUGGUGGCCGCUCUACCUCUUCUCAAAGUACAUGCGCGGCUGGACCAUCGGCACCCACCUGGCCAGCGCCACCUACGAGGGCGAAACCUCCCCCAAGUGGGUGCGCAGCGUCAAGGACACCCCCUGGCUGGACGUCAGCGCCACCCUCGGCGAGGACGGCUACGCCAACGUCGCCGUCGUCAACAUCAGUGAGGACAAGGACCUCGAGACCCAGAUCGACGGCCCCACUGGUCAGGUCGCCGUCUUCACCGUCACCGGCGACAACCUCGCCGUCAGCAACAUGAACGGCAAGCAGGAGGUCGGCAUUGCCGAGAGCACCUGGAAUGCCUCGGGCUCCUACGUCUUUCCCAAGCACUCCCUGACCCUUCUGCGCUGGAAGGUUGAGUAAAUCCUCUCCCCUACGAAACAGUUCGGGGAAGUCCACUACGUACGCAAUCAGAUAAAGAAACGGCCACAUCAUGACAUUAUCAUAUCCCUCAUGCAACAAAAACUAGAAGUCAUAUUUACCAUUCAGGGAAUGCAAGAAUCUUUCACCAUCGUCUCUCACAAUACAACAUGAAUCAUUAGAAAGGAGUCAUAAUCAUCAAUCCAUGUAAAAUCCAACCCCACCACUUAACCGUAGUUCACAUUGUGGACAGUCC
This is a messenger RNA of Aspergillus saccharolyticus JOP 1030-1, 2160 nucleotides long. Its product is annotated as alpha-N-arabinofuranosidase. The record is from RefSeq and is a predicted model, not a curated record. Gene Ontology annotation, biological process: L-arabinose metabolic process; polysaccharide catabolic process. The transcript has 7 exons. Lineage: Eukaryota; Fungi; Ascomycota; Eurotiomycetes; Eurotiales; Aspergillaceae. Gene Ontology annotation, molecular function: alpha-L-arabinofuranosidase activity. Bases 390 to 1907 code for a protein of 505 amino acids.